GGUAUUGACAUUUUGAUAACAUUGAUAAAUAAGGGUGUAUGUGAUAAAAAAUUUCGUUCUUGUAAAAAUCAUAGACUGAUAAAAAAAGAGAUGGAUUUACACAUUGUAUAUUUUAAGUAACUAUUCUGCAGAGAUAAAUGUAUAUGAACAGAAUAUUUUAAACUAUUCUUUACAGCACUGAGAAGAUAAAUAUUAGUUUAUGAAUAUGGCAACAUCGCAAGAUUACAGAAAAUCAGUGAUAGCCGCAUCGGACGAAAUCAAGGACAUAUUUUGUGAACCCUGCGUUGGUGAUGGAAAACAGAUAGAAGCGGAGGGAUUCUGUGUGGACUGUUCAGAGUAUCUGUGUGGACAAUGUUACAAUAGUCACGGGAGAUUUAAAGCGUUCAAACACCAUGUGCUCCAGGAUAAGAAAAAUAUGCCUAUUGAUGUAACAGGAAUAGGUGUACUUGAUGUGUGCGUAGAAAAGUGUUCUAAACACCCAACAAAGGUUACUGAAUACUUUUGUCGGUCAUGUGACACACUUGGAUGUAGUGCAUGCAUCACUACAAACCACCGCCAAUGCCAAAAUGUCGACCACGUACCGGACAUUGUUAUAGAUCUAGAAAACAAUGAGGAAUUCAAAACGUUUGCUGGGUACUUCGAUAAAAAACUUACGGUGCUAAAAGAAAGAAAGGACAAAAUUAAUUCAAGAAAAACUGAACUAGAGGAAAUGAAAAAGCAAGCAAAGGCAGAACUUAAAAAGCAGCGUGAUGAGAUAAACAAGUUUUUCGACCAUCUUGAGAAUGAAAUGGACAAAGAGAUAACGGACAUUGACAAAAAUAACAAGGAUACAUUAAAAUCAGCGUCAGACAGAUGUAAUAUCAUAAAUGAUGAAUUAUACAAAAUGAAAACUGCUAUCGAGAAAAACAGAAAAAACGGCCAAAAAUGUGAACUGUUCAUAAAAAUGAAAAGAUCGAAAGGGGAAAUCGAAAAACUUGACAGCCAGUUCAAAAUGUUAUAUGAAGAAAGCAAGGUACAGAGAUAUAAACUAGUACAAUCCGCACAGAUAGAGGAAAUAAUGAAAAACACAACUGAAAUAUGCAGAAUGUUAACUGCAAAACUUGUUUCAGAGAUUGAUGUAAGCUCUUCCAAAGACAAGGGAAAACCACGUAUAACAGGGAUAUCAGUGGUACAGAGACAUUACUUAGCUGUUACAGACGAUGAAAAUAAAGCAGUGAAGAUAACUGAUACUAGAAAUGGCGGAGUAAUAUCUGAAAUUAGCUUGGAUUGUAAUUCUGUCUUGAGUGUCACAAAUGUCAAGAGCGAUCAAAUUAUAGUUUCAUUGAUAUGUUAUGAACCUAUGUUACAGUGUAAUCUUCUCACUCUGAGUGUAUCAGCGUCCGGUGCGCUAAGUAAAGGUAAUGUGAUAGCAACUAGAGGAUCAGCAAGCAAUGUUGUUUGCAUUGUACAACACCUCUAUUUGUUACGCUGGGAUUACAUCGAAGUGCUCGAUCUGCAUGGAAAAAUUCUGAGAACAAUAGGACUUGACCAUACUAUCCUUCCUUCUAUGGCCAUAAGUCCUGACAAGAAAACCAUUUACAUAACAAAUCAUGACAAUAACUUCGUAAAGAGUAUGACCUUGGAUGGCAAGGUCACAGCAACCUACAAGGACAAGGAUCUUGAACAUCCCUGGGGUGUAACAGUAGACGAUGAGGGCUUUGUCUAUGUAAGAAGUAAGGGAGGCAUUCAUCAGUUGACGAAAUUCUGUACCAAGGUUCAAAUUAUCUUAGACGACGUGAUUGGUGGAAGCAUAACGCAUUCUGGUACAAAUAAUAUACUCUAUGUGGGAGAAAUGGGGAAAGUGAAAGUAUAUGAACUAAAGUAGGACCCAAAGCUCAAAAUGUAAACAUUUGACCCUCUGCAUGAAGUUUCUGAUAUGUGAACUAUCGACCCAAUAAACAAGACUUCUGAUUUGCAGGACAUGUCAGUCUAUAGCACUUUAAGUAAAACUACUUUGAAACUCUAGGAAUAGUGAAAGCAUAACUAUCUUGUUAUACCAAUUAUCGAAUUGAAACUGAAUAUUUGAUCAUUUCUAUUCUGCUGAUUGUGGUACGAAUAUAAGUUGUUGUAUUUGAAUAUCUGUUUCUAUUGAAAAUGAAAUCAGCUGGUUGAACAUUUUACCAGUUUUGUGAAUGUCUUACCACUCAUUUUAAGUCAUCGUAAGGAAAACCGAAUAUUGACAUAUUUUAACCAAGCUUGUACUGUAUGUUCUUAGCUUACACUCAAUGGUUUCUAUUGUUAAUUUGGGAGUCAUUUUCUUGUUGCCUUGAUUUUCUUACCAUAAAACAGAAUUCGAUCGUU
This is a messenger RNA of Mercenaria mercenaria, 2340 nucleotides long. RefSeq names its product E3 ubiquitin-protein ligase TRIM71-like. Gene Ontology annotation, cellular component: nucleoplasm; chromatin. Gene Ontology annotation, molecular function: zinc ion binding; ubiquitin-protein transferase activity. The transcript has a single exon. Gene Ontology annotation, biological process: positive regulation of DNA-templated transcription. The coding region runs from base 200 to 1864 and encodes 554 amino acids. The record is from RefSeq and is a predicted model, not a curated record. NCBI's taxonomy places the organism in Eukaryota, Metazoa, Mollusca, Bivalvia, Venerida, Veneridae.